Molecule: messenger RNA, 1717 nt
Organism: Cuscuta europaea
Lineage: Eukaryota; Viridiplantae; Streptophyta; Magnoliopsida; Solanales; Convolvulaceae
Source: the annotation of a GenBank genome assembly
GAAUAAACGCAAUAAAAAAACUCUGAAGAGCUCCCAAGAGGCUCUGAACGAUUCUGAAGGAGAGGAAGAGAUCAAGCCACAAAUUUUAUGAAGAAUAUACGAAUAAUCCGUUAUUAUUUCGUCCAAUCUUGAUGAAAUAAGUCCAAAAUUGAAGAAUGUUCAAAGAUCUGAAGAACGAAGUUUGAAGAUUCGAAAAUCUGAAGAACAAGACUUUGAAGCUUCGAAGAUACGAAGAACGAAUCUUCGAAGAUUUGAAGAUAUUCAUAUGAAGAUUGAAUCAAGAUUCAAUUGAAGAUCAAAUCAUAUAUCCCGGGAGCGCUUAAACAAAAGAUCAAGCCAUAAAAUGGUCUUUUUGUUGAAGAUCAAGCUACUUGAAGACCAGAGGCCCGUCAAUCUGAAUUCUGCAUUCAAAAAGGUAUCCCGGUCUCCAAGAUGAACAUUAGAGGGUUCGCUGACCUGAAGAAGAAGAAGUCCUCAAAGGUCCCGAAGGGGACGGAUGCUGGCAUCCCUAAACCCGUCGGUGACUUCUUUAAGAUGCCCGAGGGGCCGUCGACGGUCCCAAGUGCUGACGCCGCCGCCGCUGCGAAGAGAAAGGCCGCGGGCAAGGCUCCCGAGGGCAAAAGGCAAAAAAAGGGAGAUGCCAGGAAGAAGGAUCCUCCCGUGGUCAUCGUAGAUGAGUGCCCCGCCUCCGGAACGCAUGUGGAGAUGCCGGUGGCGGAAGCUCCGAGGGGUGUCCGGGAGCCACCCUCCGAGGUUCUGAUGGUUUCUCUCCCGAUGGGAACGGCCGUGAUGAACUGCAUGGUGGACCCGAGGGUACUUCUGAAGGGCAUGACCCCCGAGAUUGACAGAGCCGCCCUCGGGGCUGAUGAUGACCUGGCCCUCGAGGACAAGAUCCUCCGGUCUUCCCUCACUGCUUGCAUUGCCCUCGGUGAACAGACCCGAAGGCUGGAGGAGUGGCGUCUGCACAAGGCUGAGUAGGACGCGAAGAUGCGGGAGCUCAUCUGCCAGAACUCUGAUGCCAUCCGACAGAUGGCUAUGCUGGAGGAGAGCCUUCGGCAGAUGAUGCUGCAGGCGGAGGCCGCAGACCGGGGCAAGGCCGAUGCUGAGAGGUCCGCAGCCGAAGCCUUCGAGAGAGCCACCAAGGAGGCCGAGGCCGCCAAGGCAGAUGCCGUCGCGAAGGCCCGAGAGGACACCGUCUCCGGAUUUUCUGCGGGAGGGUGGAAAGCCGGGGAGCACAAAUAGUGGUUGUCCUCGGUCGUGGAGUCCUCCGUCGAUGAAUGUUGUGACGGGCCUGGUAUGGAGUGGGUUUCCCGAAAGGGUAAACAGUACUACGAUGGGGGUGAGUUUUUUACUCAAGCCCUCAUCUACCGGAGGAUGGCCCGUCACUUGAAGAUCGAUCCAAAAGACUUCGACCCGGCGGCAUACGGCCUUCCUCCCCUGCAGCCCGAUGUCCGCGUUCCUCUUCCCCCGGAUGUCGAGAGGCCAGACUUGGAAGACACAGAGCUAAUGAAGGAGGCCGAAGGGGACGAAGCAGAGGCCGGCAUAGAUGUCACUUCAAAGCCUGUGGAAGAGACUGCCUCCGGGGCUGAUAAUAGUUGAUUUGUAGUUAGCUCAUUUUGAUCAAUUCUGUUGUAACGAAUACUUGUAUGCUCCCGGCCUCGUCCAUUUUGUACAACACACUUUAACUUCUCCUUCUUUUUGAUGAAUGAAUACCUGC